Messenger RNA from Hevea brasiliensis (rubber tree), 2546 nucleotides. Its product is annotated as G-type lectin S-receptor-like serine/threonine-protein kinase At2g19130. Gene Ontology annotation, biological process: recognition of pollen; protein phosphorylation. The coding region runs from base 86 to 2482 and encodes 798 amino acids. The record is from RefSeq and is a predicted model, not a curated record. The transcript has 2 exons. Gene Ontology annotation, molecular function: protein serine/threonine kinase activity; ATP binding. NCBI's taxonomy places the organism in Eukaryota, Viridiplantae, Streptophyta, Magnoliopsida, Malpighiales, Euphorbiaceae.
UGGGUCUAUUACUUGUGUUCUAAAACUUUUAUGGCAGCUCAGUUCUCACCUCUUGGUCCUUGGAUAACUUAAUUCUUUUGCAACAAUGGAUAUUAGCAAAAAUCCAUGGUGGUUCAUACAGUCUGUGCUCUUUAUGUGUUUCUCUCUCUGGCUACAUUUCUCCCUUGGAGCUGAUAGAAUCUCUGCAAAUCAAUCUCUCUCUGGUGACCACACCAUUGUCUCUGCUGGAGGAGUCUUUGCACUGGGUUUCUUCAAGCCAGGUAAGUCUUCAAAUUACUAUGUAGGCAUGUGGUACAAAAAAGUGUCUAGACAGACCACAGUUUGGGUGGCAAAUAGAGAGAAACCAGUAACUGAUAAAUAUUCUUCAGAAUUAAGAAUAUCAUUGGGUAACUUAGUUCUCUUUGAUGGGUCUAAAAUCCCUGUUUGGUCAACAAAUUUGAGCACUGCUGCUUCAAAUUCUAUGGAAGCAGUACUUCUCGAUGAAGGAAAUCUUGUUUUGAGAGAUGGGUCUAGUUCGUCGGAGCCAUUAUGGCAGAGUUUUGAUCAUCCCACUGAUACAUGGCUACCUGGUGUUAAGAUUAGAUUGAGCAAAGUUACUGGAGAGUAUACCCGUCUCGUUUCAUGGAAAAACAUAGAAGAUCCUGCACCAGGCCCCUUCUCUUUACAACUAGACCUAAAUGAAACCAGUCGAUUUAUCGCCCUUUUCAAUAUGUCUAGACAGUACUGGAAGAGCGGGCGCUGGAACGGAGAACUUUUCGACGUAGAUCCAGAAAUGGGAAUGAAAUAUAUAGAUAACAUCACUUGUGUUGACAAUGACAAAGAGAGCUAUAUCACCUAUUCUCUAUACAACUCUUCCAUCUUUUCUCGAUUUGUGAUGGAUGUUGGAGGGCAGAUUCAGCAAACUUCAUGGUUAGAGCCUGCUGGCCAAUGGAGUUUGUUUUGGGAACAACCAAGUUGGCCAUGUCAGGUGUAUGCUCGCUGUGGGGCGUUUGGGGUCUGCACAAUGAUAUUCGUGCCUCCCUGUCAUUGUUUGGCAGGUUUUGUUCCCAAUUUCGCAGAUGAAUGGAAGUCAGAGGUAUAUUCUGGCGGGUGCAAGAGGAAUGCAACUCUGCACCGUGGGUAUUCUAGUCUUGUUAAUUGCAAAAGUGAUCAUUUUUUGGAAAGUUACAACAUUUUAUUGCCUGCAGAUCCACAACCACUGGAUGUUGGGAGUGCUCAAGAAUGCAAAUCAAACUGCUUGAAUAAUUGUUAUUGUACUGCUUAUGCUUUUGACAACACCCAGUGUUCAAUUUGGUUUGGAGAUCUCGUGUUUUUACAGCAGCUUGCAGAUUUUGACUUCACUGGAAGUACUCUUUAUGUCAGGAUUGCAGCUUCUGAGUUUUCAAGUUCUAAGAAUAGCAAGGGAAUAGUCUGGGGUGUUGUUGCCAGCUUUGGGGUGACAGCAGUGGCUCUCAUCCGCAUUGUUCUGUUUGUAAUUUUCAGGAGGAGAAACAGAGCAAUCAAAGCAGGGAAAACAGAGGAGGGCUUAUUGAAGGCUUUUGGGUAUAGAUACUUGAAAAAAGCAACAAAUAAUUUCUCAGAAAAACUGGGCGAAGGAGGUUUUGGUUCUGUUUUUAAAGGAACAUUGCCUGAUUCAAGCGUCAUAGCGGUGAAGAAGAUCGAAAGAAUCAGCCAAGGAGAUAAGGAAUUCCGCAUGGAAGUCAGCACACUAGGAAUAAUUCAACAUGUCAAUCUUGUUCGCCUUCGUGGGUUUUGCUCUGAAGGCACCAGAAAGUUGUUGGUCUAUGACUACAUGCCAAAUGGUUCUCUUGAUUCCUGUCUUUUCGAGGGAAGGGAUUCUAUCAUUUUAAACUGGAAAACAAGGUACAAUAUAGCAUUGGGAACAGCUAAAGGGUUGGCUUAUCUCCACGAGGAAUGCAGGGACUGCAUUGUGCACUGCGACAUAAAGCCAGAAAACAUCCUUUUAGACAAUGGAUUUUGUCCGAAAUUGGCAGAUUUCGGUGUGGCAAAGCUUUUUGGGCGGGAUUUUAGCAGGGUCCUAACACCCAUGAGAGGGACAAUAGGCUAUCUUGCACCUAGUCUUGCACCAGAGUGGAUUUCAGGGGAAGCCGUGACAGCAAAAGCCGACGUUUAUAGCUACGGGAUGGUGCUUUUGGAGCUUGUAUCAGGAAGGAGAAACUCUGAGCAAUCUAAAAAUGGAAAAACGAAAUACUUCCCAAUUCGAGUUGCCAGAUUAAUAAACGAAAAUGGCGAUGUGCUUAGCCUAGUAGACCCAUUUUUGCAGGGAAAUGCUAAUGUGGACGAGCUUACAAGAGUGUGUAAAGUAGCUUGCUGGUGCAUCCAAGAUGAUAUAACACAAAGGCCAUCAAUGGGUGAGAUAGUUUAUAUUCUUCAAGGGGUUUUGGACGUGAACCUGCCUCCAAUUCCAAGAUCACUUGAGCAGCUUAGCUGGAGGCCUGAAGGGGGUAUGCUGAGUUCAUGAUUACUUAUAGUUGAAUAUAAAUAAAUAAUCAGAUCAAAUGUGAAAGUUUAAGGUCAUUGUACCA